This is a messenger RNA of Hibiscus syriacus, 747 nucleotides long. Its product is annotated as 17.3 kDa class II heat shock protein-like. Lineage: Eukaryota; Viridiplantae; Streptophyta; Magnoliopsida; Malvales; Malvaceae. The record is from RefSeq and is a predicted model, not a curated record. The transcript has a single exon. Bases 117 to 596 code for a protein of 159 amino acids. Gene Ontology annotation, biological process: protein complex oligomerization; response to heat; response to salt stress.
ACCCCAUCCUCAAUUCUCCAUCCACACAAAGAAGAGCAAAUUUCCAGAGAAAAUCGAAGAUUCAAAAGGCGAAGAAUUUAUCUUUCACGGCAUCGUCUUCAUCAAAGAAGAGAAAAAUGGAUUUCAGAAUCAUGGGCUACGAUUUACCACUCCUCCACACCCUUCACCACACGAUGGAUCUCCACGAAGACAACGACGCCAACAAGAACCCCAACGCCGCAUCUCGUGUUUACUUACGCGACGCCAAGGCCAUGGCGGCGACCCCUGCGGAUAUCAGGGAAGAUCCCAAGUCUUACGUCUUCGUCGUCGACAUGCCGGGGCUGAGAUCGGGGGACAUCAAAGUACAGGUGGAGGCCGACAACGUGCUGUUGAUCAGCGGAGAACGGAAGCGGGAGGAAGAGAAAGAAGGGGCGAAGUACGUGAGAAUGGAGAGGAGGGUGGGCAAGUUUAUGAGGAAGUUCGUGUUGCCGGAGAAUGCUACUAACACGGAUGCGAUAUCGGCAGUGUGUCAAGAUGGGGUUUUGACAGUGACCGUGGAGAAAUUGCCGCCGCCCGAGCCUAAGAAACCGAAGACCAUUGAGGUCAAGAUAUGUUGAGAGAGUGUGGUUUAGGGACACUCUCAUGGUUUAAAUAAUCGCGGUUGAUGCUAUGAGUUUCCUUCCGGGUUUGAUGCUGAGUUUCCUUCCGUAUUUGAAUCUUGUGUCUGUUAUGAAAUCAUGAUAAUAAACAUGUUCUUUGGAAGUUAAA